AUGCCGCUGCUGUUCGGAGACGACGAAGUGGAGGCCCUAGAGGCCGCACUGUCCUACACGCAGAGCUGGACCGAUUGCUUCUGGGAACGCUCAUUGUCGUCUCCUCUGCCACCGAUGGUGACGAAUGUUGGAGCUUCCGACGUAUCAGGACCGAGUCGGCGCAGUUCUCGAGCAGCCAAAGGCUCAACGACGGCUCUGGCGAAAAGCAAGCGCCGUGUGAAGGUAAAUCCAAAUCGAGCGCGAGACGAACGCAAGCAUGAACUAGCGUACUUGAGAAACAAAGUGGAGCAGAUGGAGAGAGAGCUAAACACGAUGCGCCAUCGACGACGAACUCUAGGAAUUCGCAGCGCUGAACCGCCGCCCGUAGCUCGAUCGCAAGCCUUGACAUCUACCUGUUCAAAACCUGCUUCUUCAUCGUCCAGAAUGCCCUUCAUCUGGAGAGACAUUGCCACUCGUCAGCAACAUCGACGAGAGAAAUCCGAGCGCGAGAACGCAAGGCUUAAGCUCGUACUCGAGAGCCAGGUGAAACUGGCAAAAAGCAUGGAGAUAUUGCUGCAGAAGCGAGCUCGACAGCAAGUGUCUGGUUGUGCUGAGGUGGUUGGGGUGUCUGGUGACCUGUCGUCCCAGGGGUGCACUUUAGACUUUUUAGUGGACAAGGACACUUACGAGGCACUGCUCACCAGUGUGGAGACGGCUUUCGCCGAAUUAGAGGCCGUGUUCGCCACUAACGGGUUAUUGAAUCUGGACUCUCCUUGUAGAGAUGCGCGGAUGCGAGAAGGUGCCAGCGGGAUGUAUCUUGACGUGUUUGCCAACAAAGUGUUACCCUUUACGUACGAGGCGGUGACUACAGCCGUGUGGAACCAUUUCAAAGGGAGCGAGAAACACCGCGGCGUGGUCUAUGAGAACGCGACAAAGCAACUCGAGACUUCCUCCGAUACUAUUAUGGAGGCCUUCACAAUGGAGUUCAUUGGCAAGACGACUACUGCGGACUUUAGCGUGAAACAGGUAAUCAGACGCUUCGUGGAGACUGAUAGACAGGUGGUCGUAUGGGUGUCAAUUGGACACGCUCUGGACCCGAACAACUCGCAGUUUUCCAGCUUUGGCUUCGUAGACAAAGGCUACGUGGUGACGAGGCGCCCCACGUCGAUUGCCCAGGGUCACGGUUACUUUACUAUUCUGCAAAUGUGCAGUCUUGUGUCGCCGCAAAUGGCUGCAGGCUGUCGAAUCGACAUGACUGCAGCAGGGGAUUUCACCGAGUUUGUGCUGAAUGUUGUAGCCGCCAAUACCACGACCAGCCAAGAGCUCAUAGAGAACGUGCUGCUCGACCAGGAGCUGAACAAACGCCCCAUUGAGACUGCGAUGAGUUUUGCUGCUUGA
Messenger RNA from Phytophthora infestans T30-4, 1377 nucleotides. Its product is annotated as M96 mating-specific protein family. The transcript has 4 exons. The coding region runs from base 1 to 1377 and encodes 458 amino acids. The record is from RefSeq and is a predicted model, not a curated record. Lineage: Eukaryota; Oomycota; Peronosporomycetes; Peronosporales; Peronosporaceae.